Messenger RNA from Rasamsonia emersonii CBS 393.64, 843 nucleotides. RefSeq lists its product as uncharacterized. Bases 1 to 843 code for a protein of 280 amino acids. The transcript has 4 exons. Gene Ontology annotation, cellular component: mRNA cleavage factor complex. The record is from RefSeq and is a predicted model, not a curated record. NCBI's taxonomy places the organism in Eukaryota, Fungi, Ascomycota, Eurotiomycetes, Eurotiales, Trichocomaceae. Gene Ontology annotation, molecular function: mRNA binding.
AUGUCGACAAUUACAGAAACUGCGAUGCAAAGCUCCAGGCCGCCCAUCAUCCCCAAGGACUUCUGCGCCAAGCAACCCGAGACGAUUCGCCUGUAUCCUCUUUCGAAUUACACCUUUGGCACCAAGGAGACCCAACCUGAGGAAGACCCGUCCGUCCUGGCCCGUCUAAAGCGUCUGGAAGAACACUACGAGAAGUAUGGCAUGCGACGGACCUGUGAAGGCGUGCUUGUCUGCCACGAACACAAUCACCCGCACGUUCUGAUGUUGCAGAUCGCCAACGCUUUCUUCAAACUACCGGGUGACUAUCUCCGCCCUGACGAUGACGAAAUCGAAGGCUUCAAGGCACGUCUGAACGAGCGCCUUGCUCCUGUUGGAUCGCAAUUCUCCGGUGAGGGCGUCAAUGAGGACUGGGAAAUCGGCGACACGCUUGCGCAGUGGUGGCGGCCCAAUUUCGAGACUUUCAUGUAUCCUUUCCUACCGGGACACGUCACGAGGCCGAAGGAGUGCAAGAAACUAUACUUUAUUCAGCUUCCGAAGAAGAAGGUUCUCUCCGUGCCCAAAAACAUGAAGCUCCUCGCAGUUCCCCUCUUCGAACUUUACGACAACACAGCCCGAUACGGCCCUCAGCUCUCGGCGAUUCCUCACCUCUUGUCCCGAUACAACUUUGAGUUCGUUGACGAGAACGACAAUGUUGUCGCGGUGACACCAGGCACUCCGUGCCCAGGGAUCGACGCGCUACGGACAAAGGUGCUCACCGGUGGAGGGGAAACUGCUGGAGAAGGGCAGGAUACUGGAAUGGAGGAUUACAAAGAGGGCGCAGGCGAAAAUGGCAGCCAGGCUUGA